This is a messenger RNA of Trichomycterus rosablanca, 1116 nucleotides long. Its product is annotated as somatostatin receptor type 2-like. The record is from RefSeq and is a predicted model, not a curated record. Bases 1 to 1116 code for a protein of 371 amino acids. Gene Ontology annotation, biological process: neuropeptide signaling pathway; cellular response to glucocorticoid stimulus; cellular response to estradiol stimulus. Lineage: Eukaryota; Metazoa; Chordata; Actinopteri; Siluriformes; Trichomycteridae. Gene Ontology annotation, cellular component: neuron projection; plasma membrane. The transcript has a single exon. Gene Ontology annotation, molecular function: somatostatin receptor activity; neuropeptide binding.
AUGGAUCUUUGGAUAUUUCCAUCUUUACUCCCAAAUCUGUCUGAGCCCUUAAUGUAUGAAAGCUUCAUGCUGGGCAACGAAACGGACGAGAGCUUGAAAAAUGCCACUGAUAAUAGCUUCACCAAGACUGGCACGGUGGUCAUCACGUUUAUUUACUUUGUAGUCUGUGCUGUAGGGCUAAGUGGCAAUGCCUUGGUCAUUUAUGUCAUCUUGAGGUAUGCUAAAAUGAAAACGGUCACCAACAUCUACAUCCUUAACUUGGCUGUAGCUGAUGUCCUCUUCAUGAUGAGCCUGCCGUUCAUUGCCAUGCAGCUAGCCUUGGUGCACUGGCCCUUCGGUUCAGCCUUGUGUCGUCUGGUGAUGACCGUCGACUCUCUCAAUCAAUUCACAAGCAUCUUUUGCUUGAUGGUGAUGAGCAUUGAUCGCUACCUGGCUGUGGUGCAUCCCAUCAAGUCUACCAAGUGGAGGAAGCCCAGAGUGGCCAAGACCAUCAAUCUAGCAGUGUGGGGAGUCUCCUUGCUCGUCAACAUGCCCAUUGUCAUUUACAGUGGCUUGAUUAGUAAGCCGGGGGGAUGUUUCUGCACCAUCGUCUGGCCGGAACCCCAGGACGCCUACUACACAGCUUUUAUGUUCUACACCUUCAUUUUGGGUUUCUUCAUGCCUCUGCUGGUCAUCUGUCUGUGCUACCUGCUCAUCAUCAUCAAGGUGAAAUCGUCAGGGAUACGCGUCGGCUCGUCCAAACGAAAGCGCUCAGAGAGGAAGGUGACGCGCAUGGUGUCCAUCGUAGUGGCUGUGUUCGUGUUCUGCUGGCUUCCGUUUUACGUCUUCAACGUGACGUCCGUGACGGGCACCAUCAGCACGACACCCAUCUUGAGGAGCACCUUUGCUUUCGUGGUGGUUCUUGGAUACGCCAACAGCUGCGCCAAUCCCAUAUUGUACGCCUUCCUGUCGGACAACUUCAAGAAAAGCUUCCAGAAUGUAUUGUGUCAGAAAAAGGCGGGCGGGCUUGAUGAGAUCGAGCGCAGCGACAGCAGACAGGACAAGACGAGAAUGAUGAACAACCCAACCGAGACUCAGAGCACUCUACUGAAUGGAGAUCUGCAGACCAGUAUCUGA